Molecule: messenger RNA, 1606 nt
Organism: Mizuhopecten yessoensis (Yesso scallop)
Lineage: Eukaryota; Metazoa; Mollusca; Bivalvia; Pectinida; Pectinidae
Product: ATP-binding cassette sub-family A member 1-like
Exons: 11
Biological process (GO): transmembrane transport; lipid transport
Cellular component (GO): intracellular membrane-bounded organelle; membrane
Molecular function (GO): lipid carrier activity; ABC-type transporter activity
Source: RefSeq, a predicted model, not a curated record
AUGGGUUUGGAGGGUGUGAUACAAUGGGUCAUAGUAGAAAAUAUUGUUACAGAGCCUAUGACUGUGAUCAAGAGAGAGGCCGGCUUUAACCACAAGGAGCAGGUGAAACUAGAGGGAAAGCGUCUUCUGUGGCACCAAUUCCUGGCCGUCUUCAUCAGGAGAUUCCACCAUUUCAAACGCAGCAAGAAGGGAUUUAUAUGCGAGCUGUUGAUGCCGGCUUUGUUUGUCCUGCUGGCUAUGGUGUUUGCCGAGAUUGAUCCCCCUCUCACCGACUCCCCACCCUUGGAACUCCAUCCUUGGAAGCUGCUGCCUCCCAGGGGCAACUCACACCUUAAUAUGUUUUACAGUAAUGAUGCUAAAGGAACCAUGUUUACUGAACAGUCUGUGAAGACAUUGUUAUCCAAGUAUGGAGUGGGGAACCGAUGUCUAAGUCCAGAUGUCUACAGUAUAGAUGGUUUUCCCUGUGAGGAGUCAAACACUACAUCUAUUUGGACAGAGGCAGAAAACUGGGACAAGGCUGAUGAAAUCAGCUGUUCCUGUUCUACAGGUGUCCAGAUAUGUCCAGCAGGUGCAGGAGGUCCAGCACCGAGGAGACGUCUACUACCAACAUCCGACUUCUUGUAUGAUUUGACGGACAGAAACAUCACAGACUGGCUAGUGAAGACUGCAAGAAGUUACCGUAAACGCAGGUAUGGAGGUCUGUCGUUUGGAUUGAAGUCCAAGUGGGCCCAGUUCAAUACUGACCAUAUCAAACAGAUCUUCAACACCUUGAGAGAGGCCAACACCGAGUCCAACAAGAGCUUCCAGAAUGUCCUUGGGGGUAUCAAUGCAAUCAUGGGUCGUGUAGCAGUGCACAACAUAUCUAAGGUGUGGUAUAACAACAAGGGCUGGCCGGCAGUUGUUAUUUACAUGAACGUGAUGAACAAUGUGAUCCUGAGAAGCAAGCUUCUGCCCAACCAGGAUCCCAACAAGUACGGAAUCACCACCACAAACCACCCCAUGAAUCUAACCAUGAAGCAGUCACGCGAUGGUUUAUCACUCACAAGUAAGACAGAUAUUAUCAUUUCCACCUGUGUAAUCUUCGCAAUGUCCUUCAUACCAGCAAGCUUUGUAAUGAUCCUGAUUGAGGAGCGAGUGUCCGACUCCAAACAUCUGCAGUUCGUCAGCGGUAUCCACCCCUCAAUCUACUGGCUCGGCAACUUCACCUGGGACUUGCUGAAUUACCUUGUGUCAGCCGCUCUGAGUAUAUGUAUAUUUGUGGCAUUUCAACGCGAGGCUUACGUCGGUAAAACUAACUUCCCGUCCCUUUUAAUGCUUCUGGUGAUGUAUGGUUGGGCCAUGAUUCCUGUAAUGUACCCGCUUUCCCGCCUGUUCCGGGUGCCCAGCACUGCCAUGGUAACGCUCAAGUCUGUCAAUAUCUUCCUGGGCACCACCUCCACACUGGCUACGUUUAUCCUGGAGUACUUGGCCGACGAUGAUCCGGCCCUAGGGGAAGUGAAUGACAUCCUGAAGCAGGUUUUACUGGUCCUCCCCCAGUUCUGUCUCGGCGAGGGACUACUGGAACUCUCCCGCACACAAGUCUACACCACCGCUUUCAAAAAGUUUG